This is a messenger RNA of Sebastes umbrosus (honeycomb rockfish), 2821 nucleotides long. It is a transcript of the gene dok4, whose product is annotated as docking protein 4. NCBI's taxonomy places the organism in Eukaryota, Metazoa, Chordata, Actinopteri, Perciformes, Sebastidae. Gene Ontology annotation, biological process: cell surface receptor protein tyrosine kinase signaling pathway; positive regulation of MAPK cascade. The transcript is spliced from 10 exons. Gene Ontology annotation, cellular component: cytoplasm. The coding region runs from base 901 to 1899 and encodes 332 amino acids. The record is from RefSeq and is a predicted model, not a curated record.
GUGGCUGGCCGGCUGGGCGUGUUCUGUCAUUGUGUGUGUGUGUUGUCCUGUCGGGCUGCUGUCCGCUCCGGUACGGCUCGGUACGGUACGGAUCAUCAGCGACGCAGACACAUCCGUACAGAGAGAGAGAGAGAGAGGAGAGGUGGAGAGAGGUGGAGAGGUGCAGUGAGACGCAUCAGCUGCUGCGUACAUAACAAACCCUCCGUGCGUCAACAGACUGACUGGCAGCGUCUCUUCCUCCUCACAGCGGUCCGGUUGGAUUUUACUGCGGCGUCUGCUGCAGCUGGAGGCGGCAGAGAGGAGCUGGAGGAGCCGCAGAGAGGAGCUGGAGGAGCCGCAGAGAGGAGCUGGAGGAGCCGCAGAGAGGAGCUGGAGGAGCCGCUGCAGCAGGAGGAGGAAGGUCAGCAGGCAGCACAGGAGAGUUCACAGGGUCCCCUGUCCUGCUCUGUGCUCCCUGAGUCAUUCAGGGUCUCCCUCCACCAAAGGCACCAGCAACCGAUAUGAUCCCUCACUGGCUUCUCAUCACUCAACACAGCCAAUUGAGUUGUAGAGAUGUCAAAGAAGGAGAUGAAGGAAGAACCGUCCGGUGAAGAGUGAAUGAAAGAAGGACGGAGUGAAGGAAACACACAAGGAGAGCAAGAGGCAAAAGGAGGAGAGAAAAAGGAAAGAAAAGGGAAGAUGUGAAGAGCUUCAGGAAAGAAGGAGAGACGGAGUUGAGGAAGUGUUAGAGGGAGGAAACACACAAAAAGAGACGGACAGCGAGGACGCCAAACGGUGGACAAAGAAGCUGCUGGGAGCUCUGGGAAGGUAGGACGGGAAAGCGAGGGACUGGUCGAGGGAGGGGAGAAACAUCUGGAUGGUCUCCACAGCGACGGCCAGCAGGUUACCCCCCCUCCGAAGAUGGCCUCCAACUUCAACGACAUCGUCAAGCAGGGCUACGUACGCAUGCGCAGCCGCAAGCUGGGGAUCUACCGGCGUUGCUGGCUGGUGUUCAAGAAGUCAUCCAGCAAAGGACCUCGUCGUCUGGAGAAAUACCCUGAUGAGAAGUCUGCCUACAUCAGAGCCUUUCCCAAGGUGACAGAGAUUAGCAACGUCAAGAAUAUCACACGGUUGCCUCGAGACACCAAGCGGCAGGCGGUGGCCAUUGUGUUUACAGACGACACCUCACGCACCUUCACCUGUGAAUCAGAGCUGGAGGCAGAGGACUGGUUUAAGACGCUGUCAAUUGAGUGUCUGGGCACACGGCUCAAUGACAUCAGUAUGGGAGAGCCUGACCUGCUGGCUGCUGGAGUGCAGUGUGAACACACAGAGCGUUUCAACGUCUUCCUCCUCCCGUGUCCCAACCUGGACAUCUACGGGGAGUGCAUGAUGCAGAUCACCCACGAGAACAUUUACCUCUGGGACAUCCACAACCCUCGCACCAAGCUGGUCACCUGGCCUCUCUGCUCGCUGCGGCGCUACGGACGUGAUGCUACCCGCUUCACCUUCGAAGCCGGGCGGAUGUGUGACAGCGGUGAAGGCCUCUACACCUUCCAGACCAGAGAGGGGGAGCAGAUCUACCAGAGGGUUCACUCCUCGACGCUGGCUAUCGCAGAGCAGCACAAGAAGGUCCUGCUGGAGAUGGAGAAAAACAGCAGGUUGAUGUCGAUGGGUUCAGAGCCCGGCUCCUACCCCUGCACCCCCACCGCCAUCCUGCCCCGAUCUGUCUACUGGCACCACAUCACUGGAAACCAGACCGGUAUGGAUGGCAGCGGUGAUGCUGCAGAGGACGACCUGCUGUCCACCCGCCUGCCUCCCGACCGCCACGCCACGCUGCCCCUGGCAAACGCACUCGCACAGUCCCAGCCGCACAUACACACACACUCCCCGACACACUACCCCACCUACCCUGGACAGUGACACACACACACGGACAUUGAAAAAGACGCAAACACACACACAUGCAUGCAGGCACACACAGUGAAAGAAACACACACUGUCCCUCCUUAUAGUAGUUUUACAGCCCAACGUUACACCUCACAGGAGACGUUGUAGGCGGGACUAACACUGGCCAACAGACCGUGCUGAAUGCAGAAAGCAGGAAGUGAAAACUAAGUUCAGCAGAAGACUGCAAAGAGAUUGAGCUUCCUUACAUGACUGCAGCUCCUACAAUUCCACAGUAGACGGGGGGAUAUUUGACGUUUUUCCACACUCAGGAUGAGAAACUCUGGCAGAUUGGCAUACUACUACUGUUCAAAGUAAAGACUGGAGGCUAUCAGUACGCUUUAAAGGUACAGUGUGUAAGAUCUGGACAAAAUUUAAGUUUAAAACGUUCAAAAAUUGAACAUAAAUUGGAGCAUUUAGUUGCUAAAGAGACAGAUAUUUCCCCCAGGAGUUGGUGGAGACCAAAAACAGAGCUAAAAGGUGCAAUGUGUAGGCCUAAUAUCUGGCCAGAACUUUUGUUUAAAACUUUCAAUAAUUGAACAUUAUCAACAGAAUGUGAAGUGAUUACAGUGUUGACGUCGUCUAUGUAUACUGUUGCAGAGAUAUCUACUGAAACUAGCAUGCUAACCAGCUAGCCCCGGCCCGUCCUGUCUUGUAAUACCACUUGUAUCUCGAGAGGCGAUAGUGUAGCGUCCAGUCUGCCCUCAGUCCAACAUAAGAGGACCAAGAAGUAGAGCCAAAGAAGGUAUAUUGAUAAGAACAUGAAAGCCAAUUGGUCGUUCCAUUGCCACUUCAGCGCCCAGCAGCAGAGCUGCACGUCCGCCAUUUGGACUGAAAGCGUCUACCAGACGCCCGUAAAACGUCCGCCUACAAAGUGUUGUACAAAAGUAAAACUAAA